Molecule: messenger RNA, 4718 nt
Organism: Aedes albopictus (Asian tiger mosquito)
Lineage: Eukaryota; Metazoa; Arthropoda; Insecta; Diptera; Culicidae
Gene: nwk
Product: protein nervous wreck
Exons: 9
Coding region: 884-4018 (1044 amino acids)
Biological process (GO): regulation of actin filament polymerization; neuromuscular synaptic transmission
Cellular component (GO): recycling endosome; neuromuscular junction
Molecular function (GO): protein binding
Source: RefSeq, a predicted model, not a curated record
CCGGUCAAAUUCAUGCGGAUGUCGGAGUGUUGGUAGGGUAUAGUUGGCAAUGGGUUCACACAUUGGUGCGUGGGUGCCAGGCGUAAGCUGAUAGAUUAGUAUAUUUAGUAUUCUGCGGCACAGUUCGCUAACUCGUAUGCGUUUUAUGAUAGUUUGACACUGUGCUAGAAAAGUUAGGAGGGGAAACGGCUUUUUCAACCCGUUUCUGUUCUAGCGAUGUCUAUGAACUCAUGAAUACACAUGAAUUGUAUAUGUAGAGAAGGGAAAGAGAUAAAGAGCUAGAAAGUACAAAGUAGGAGGAAAGGAACGGGUCAGGGUUUGAACCCAGGACCUUCUGCAUAUGAAUCAGAAGCGGUAGCCGCUAGAUCACCAAGUCCGUCAAAUCAAACCAAACCAAAAUUCUUCAACCAUAGAAUGAUUAAAAAAUUGACAUAAUUUGUACCCUCCGAGCCUUCUUUCAAUUUUUUUAAUGAACAUGUAGCCUUUCAGGUAGACUUUGAUUAGAGGAAGGCAAAAAAAUGCUACCAGUUCAAACCACAUGUUUUUAGCAAUCCCGCCGAUGCAAAGAUACUCGACUUCGCCGAACAGAUUACGUUUCUUAUCAAUUGGGUCUAGCCUAGGAGGGAAGGCUACAUCAUCGAUAACGGGAGCAAUAAUUAUUGUUCAAUGCGGAGGCUUUCGCGCUCAUUGACCACGGUGUGACAGUAACACGCCAGACACCUUGCUGCAAAGAUAAAUAUCAAUAGUCCAAUAUUUAUUCCGUCCGUGGUAUUUGCCGCGUCCGUUUUCUCACUCAUCGAAUGAAUCUCCGCCGCCGUGUGUUUUAAAUAGUUUGUAGUACGAAUUUCGGAGGUGUCUUCCUGCAAAACAACAAGUACCACCCAUGGAGUCGGACAAGGGGAUGCACUUGAGACAACGUCGCCGAGAUAGAAUUCGAUUCAGGAGAACGGGCAAUUACACAAAAUUCCUGAAGAAUCUCCACUCGGAGCAGUUGGCCAAGCUUGCUCUGAAAAAUCAAAAUGAGUGCGAGCUGCUGGAGGACAUCCGGCAGUUUACCCUCAAACGGUCGGCGAUUGAAAAGUCGUACAGCGAGGCCCUGCUCAAGAUAUCGUCGGCAUAUCUCAACAAAAAGCAAGCCUGCAUUCCGGAAAUUAAAAUGGAUGGAGCUGAGGAAAAAUGGAACAUGUGGAGCGUUUGGCAGACAGUCCUGGAAGAGAACGAGAAGCUUGCCCGGGCUCGUCUAGCCGCGGUCGAGGUUUUCCAACAGCAGAUAGCAGACGAAGCCAAACUGCUCCGGAAUGCAAAAUUAAACACCAGCAAGAAAUCAGUCGAACAUCUCGGAGUGGUUCAGAAGGAACUCCAGCUAUCCGUACAGGACGUGGACAAAACGAAAAAGUGUUACUUCGACGAAGAACACUGUGCUCACGACGUUCGUGAUAAGGCACGGGACAUCGAAGAGAAGCUGAAAAAGAAAAAGGGAUCCUUUUUCCAGUCGAUUACCUCUCUUCAGAAGAACAGUGCUCGGGUAACGUCGCGAAAGGAGCAACUGGAAGAGAAGUCUACCGGAGCCAGGAAUGACUACAUUCUCAGUCUGGCUUCGGCCAACGCACACCAAAACCACUACUUCACUAUCGAUCUACAAACCACAAUGGCCACUAUGGAGAACUACGUCUACGAACGGGUCGCAGACUACUUGGCGUUGAUCGGUCGCACCGAGCUGUUGACCUGCUCGGCCACUCAGAACUCGUUCGGCAAGAUCCGCGAUCAGGCUCAACAGUUGACGCGUGAAUACAAUCUACAGUGCUGUUACCUGUAUUACCCGGUGCUAAAGCAGCACAUUCAGUACGAGUUCGAACCAUGCGAUAACGAUCCGAUUCGGAAGAUUACGGCGGACCAUGACUCCGCCGCCGAGACAUUGAAUAGGGAAGGCAAACGUUGGGCAGGCCGCGUUGCCCGCGAAAGCAACGUAAUACGAGAGAAUGCUCGUAAAUUGGCCAUCUGCACGGCACUUCGUGAAGCGGGUCACCGUACGGAUCCGAACGACCAGAAUGGACCCGAUUUGGAAACGAAGAUCGACGAGUUCCGUGAAAAUAUUCGUAAGGCAGAAACCGCCAAGUGUAAGGCCGAAGCCCGGCUGGAGUGUUUGAGAAUAGGCGGCAUCAACGUGGACGAAUGGAUACAGGAGGCUGAAACGUUAAGCGUACAGGAAAUGCCACGAUCGGCUAGCUCGCUGUCCAUGCGUACUGACGCGUCUGGUCAAGGGGAAAAUCCCAGCUCUGACUCCUUCUACGAUAGUGACAACGCAGAACAAGAUCAACCAAUGUCAGAAUCGUCACCAGCUCCAAAGCAGCCUGAACCACCUGGUGAGGAGUUUGCUCCAGACAGCGAUGAAGACGAAGACUUCGAGGUCGAACAGGAGCGUCAAAAGAUCGAACAGAUCUCCCACACGUGGGAUGAUCCCAUUCAAGUAGAUUGGGGUGCGGAGGAAGCUGCUGCCACUGCUGCCGAAGCCAGCUUGCCGCCACAGCAAUCUGCUGGACAGACCUUCAAGUGUACUGCGCUGUAUUCAUACACGGCGCAAAAUCCAGACGAGCUCACCAUAGUCGAGAGUGAACAGCUGGAAGUGGUCGGCGAAGGCGACGGAGACGGUUGGUUGAGGGCUCGGAACUAUCGCGGCGAGGAAGGUUUCGUGCCGCAUAACUACCUGGAUGUGGAGAGGGAUACUCCGGUAGACACUCACACUCCGGCUCAACUGUCGACGCAGAUUUCCUUCUCUUCCGUUGAUUACACUGUGGAUAACGAAGAUCAGGAUCAGAUGCAGGACUCCGGUCAGUCGCCCGAUCAAAUCUCAGUUAUCUCAGCACCGCGGAAAGCGCAUCAGAUGUAUUGCAUUGCUCUGUACGAUUACGACGCCACGGCAGAAGACGAACUCACCUUCGAGGAAGGACAGAUAAUCAAACUAGUCACCAAGAGCCCCCACGGAGUGGACGACGGAUGGUGGGAAGGUGAUCUGAACGGCAAGAUCGGAAACUUCCCCUCGCUGGUGGUGGAGGAGUGCGACGAAAAUGGAGAACCAUUGACCGAGGCAGACGAUGAAUCACCUCCCCCGUCGGCGCCACCCACGUUUGCAGCCCCAGCACCGCCACCCAUGGUCCUGCAAGAGGCCACACCACCCGAGGGUCAGAGCCCAACUUAUGAUACCCGAAGCUCGGUGCCAGCGGUGGACCGUUUCGAGUUUGAACUAAACGAUGAUCAGCACGACAAAUAUGGAUCGCAGUUUUCGGUGCCUCCACCAUCACAGCCACCCCCAGUAGUGAUUUGUGAGGAACCGGAGGCCGAGGAGGAAGAAUCUCGCAACGAUAUAGCGGCCGCUACUCCAGCUACUGCUAGCAGUGACCCGAACCAGCUGGACUUUGCCCAAAUCAUCGUGACCGCAGCCACGCCGAUGCACGAGGAUUCCGAUAAGCAGUUCCCUCCGCCACCGGAAGAGCUGGAUGAAGAGGAAGAGCAAACCGAAGAGCAAUCGACAGAGAUAAUCGAAAAACAGGAACAGGAAACUCAAGAGGUAAGCGCCAAGGAAAAGUCCAAGGCAGAAUCCCCUCCCAAAGAGGAACCACAAGCGCCACAAAAGCAGCCCACGAAGCCACCAACUCCGCCGAAACCAGCCAAACCUCCGUCUCCUCCGAAGCCGGCGAAACCGGCGUCACCACCCAAGGAGGUCCAGCCGAAGGCGGCCACUCCACCCAGCAUGGAACCAAUCGCAGCGGAUGAACCGGAACCCGCACCGCUGGAAGAACCGGAAGCGCCGUUCGAAUCCAGCGGUUUCGAAUCGUCCGGAUUCGAGGCAGCCUUCGAAGCCAACUUCGAGGCCGGAUUUGCAGCCAACUUUGACGACGCAUUCGGAAGCAAUCAGCCGGAAAUACCGAAACAGGUGGUCGGAGGACGCGCAAGCAUACCGGAAGAGCUUGAGCCGCACCAGUUGGCGCGCUUGCAAAACCUGAAGGAAUCCAACGCAUAAUGAUGUUGCUAGGGUAAGGUUAUGCUCGCGUGAGCGAGAGCAUUCGAGAAUAGAUCCAGUUUUAUUGAACAAUGAACGAACAAAAUCUGAAGUUUGAAGGGUGAAAAAUUUCCGUUUUAUCAGUCGAAACUGUCGGGAACGUAUCCAAAUGGUAAGCACUAUCAUAGGCCAUAUUGACAAACAAUCUACGAAGUAUGAAUAAGAAAGUCUGAAGGAGAGGAAUGAUAUCACGUUUGCUUAUUUGUGUACUAGAUAUUUCAGUAACUUUUUCCUGACUUGAGAUAACUUUCAAAUAACAUCGCCUCAGAUGUUUGACUUUUUCGAAUUAGAUGGAGCAUUCCCAAGUAAUCUUGAGCAGUUUAACCCUGGACAUUGAUAUACUUUUUAGUCGCACUUUAAUAACUUAACUGAACUAACUGAAAUAGAGACUUGAGAAAUCGUGAAAACUUUCUUAUGAAACUAAUGAGUAAUGGCAUCUCUGAGCGUCUAUAGUAUAUUUGAAAAACAGAAUUGUGCAGCAACACGACCAAAUUGGCCCGCGUUAUCAUUAGAACAUUCAACAAUUUUAUCACAUGGCGACCGUGACAGGAUACGAACCAGAAAUAUUCGGAUUUCAACACAUAUUGUUGGGGAGCGGGACAUUUGGCAUAAAGUCAUUUGGCAUAAGGUCAUUUGGCAUAAGGUCACUUGGCAUAAAGUC